AUGGCGGCUCAGGGGCCUCCGGCGGCGAGAUCCAUGCCGGACUGGAGCUCCGGCCUCCCAUCGGAGCUCCUCGAGGUCAUCGGGAAGCGCCUCGCCUCCGGCACCGACGCGGCGUCGUUCCGGUCCGUCUGCUCGCCGUGGCGCGACGCCGUGCCGUUCGCGGCCUUGGCGCCCCUCCUGCUGCUCCCGUUCGGGCCCGACUCGGAGCGCGUCACGCUCUACAGCGUCGACGAGGAGAAGGCCUUCUCCCUGCCGCUCCCGCCGGGCGCGCGCGGCAAGGUGCCGUGCGGCGCGUCGUGCGGGUGGCUGGCGCUCAUGGACGGGUCCGCGGCCGUCACGCUGCUGAACCCCUUCACCGGGGCCCGCGUCGAGCUCCCUCCGGCCGACGACGACGUCGCGUCCGCCUCCUCGAUGCUCGUGUCCAGGAAGGACGACGGCCGGUGGGUGCUCCACCACGAGGACGACUACGGGAACGCGGCUGCCGCCAGCGCCAUCGAGCUAGUCUGCUAG
This is a messenger RNA of Panicum virgatum (switchgrass), 510 nucleotides long. RefSeq names its product F-box protein SKIP23-like. The coding region runs from base 1 to 510 and encodes 169 amino acids. Lineage: Eukaryota; Viridiplantae; Streptophyta; Magnoliopsida; Poales; Poaceae. The transcript has a single exon. The record is from RefSeq and is a predicted model, not a curated record.